CAGUUUCCCAGCUGUGAUAAAUCAGUGGUAUGUCCCCAUAACUCGAUUUGAUGGACAAGCUACACAAAAGUUACUGGUUACGUAAUAUUCACAAAUAUGUAAUUGUUUUCAGUCUUUAUCUCUAAAUUAACUUUACUCCAAAGCGAAUUCAACCACAGUUUAUUGGCCGCUGUUGCAAUGGAAAGUUUAGUCAAACCUCCGACCGAGGAUGAAUUGUUUAUAGAACUCAAAACUAGAAUAAAAGAACACGAGACUCUAAAUUGCUUCAGUGAUGCCAUAGACGACAAACUUUUGCUUGGUUUCCUUCGUGGAAAGAAGAAAAAUUUAGACAGCACGAUAUCUUGCUUGGAGAAAUAUAUAGACAUGAGAACUGUGAAGUACGCCACUUUCACCAGAACGUACAGACCAUCGACCAUCUCAGCCUUAAAUAUUGGGGUGCUUAGGCUCCUAAAAAAACUGGACAAUAACGGUCGCGUCGUCCUGGUUGUGACCUGCAACAAUUGGCAACCGUCUCAAACCCCACUGGAAGAACUGAUAGCUUCCUCACUAUUUAUAAUGGAUGAAGGAAUUCGGACCCACUUCUCCAUCGGGAACGAACUAGUCGUCAUCUUUGACUGUAAGGGGCUCGGGUUCGAUCAGGCGAGACGAUUGACGCCGAGCUACGUUAUAAUGGGGCUGGAUAUGUUUCUUAAAUGUUUGCCUAGUCGUCCUAAAGCAUUUCAUGUGGUGCAUGCCGGGUAUCUAAUGCAUGGCUUGUACCGGAUGGUGCAUCCCUUCCUGAAGAAGAAAUUACAGGACAGGGUUCAUGUGCACGCAAAGCUUACCCAACUUGCUGAUCAUGUUCCGGCGUCUAUUCUACCGACCAAACUGGGUGGGGAAAUGCUGGAGGACGACGCAUACGAUCCCCUAAUCAUGGAAAGGGUUAAAGGAAAUGAUGAAUAUUAUGAAGGACUGAGCAAACUUUCAGCGCCAGAUUAAUAUUUUCUGUCCGUAUUGUUCGAUGUCAAGUUAAAAGUACAAAUUUAUAUUUUUUCUAGGAGAAAUAAUAAAAUAAAUGAAUAAUAUUCAUUUACA
Folsomia candida is the source of this 1074-nucleotide messenger RNA. RefSeq names its product alpha-tocopherol transfer protein-like. The coding region runs from base 178 to 978 and encodes 266 amino acids. NCBI's taxonomy places the organism in Eukaryota, Metazoa, Arthropoda, Collembola, Entomobryomorpha, Isotomidae. The record is from RefSeq and is a predicted model, not a curated record. Gene Ontology annotation, cellular component: membrane. Gene Ontology annotation, molecular function: phosphatidylinositol bisphosphate binding. The transcript is spliced from 6 exons.